AUGGCGGCUCUGCUGGUGGUCUUGUCUCCGCUGCCGCGGCUUCGCGGUCUCCUUCAGCGCUGCUGGGGGCGGCUGGAGCGCGGCCUCUUGCCGGGUUUCUCCGGGGGCCAGAGCCCGCCCUGGGGACCCGCGCUAGCUGUCCAAGCUCCAGCUUUUCUUCCAGAGCCAGUAAGCGACACUAGAGAAAGUAAUGAGGCACCCAGCCUCUUAGAUAGCAUCUUGUGGAUGGCAGCACCAAAGAAAAGGCGCACCAUUGAAGUGAACCGCUGCAGGCGAAGAAAUCCCAAUAAGCUUAUAAAAGUAAAGAGGAACAUAGAUGUUUGCCCUGAGUGUGGAAACUUGAAACAGAAGCAUGUCCUUUGUGGCUAUUGUUAUGCGAAGGUCAAAGCAGAAACUCGACUGAUACGGAUGGAAAUACAUAAAAAGGAGGGAGGACCAUUUAAUGCUCCUACUGUAGAGACUGUCGUCCUUUAUGAUGGAGAAAAGCCCACAGAAAAAGAUGAAGGCAAGCGGAUCAUUGAAAGAGCCAGGAAGCGUCCGUCUUGGUUUGUUCAAAAUUAAUGCUAUAGAACUAAUGCUAACAAAAACAGCUGCUACAGCAAGAAAGAUCAUGUUUUUCAAGAAUGUUUUCCUGAUUUUGUUCACUCAAUAUUGAUAUGGAAAACCUAUGAACUUUUGGGAAUCCUGCUUGAAUCAUGUGUCAUGCCAUAUGGUGUUGCAGUCAGGUGUUGUUUCUAUAGCAUACAGUGGGAAAUGCUUGUCAGUGAUACAUCACAGCAGACAACAAUUAAAGAGAAAUCAGGAUCUACCUUGGGUUUGGACAUCUGUGUACAGUACACUGAAUAAUUUGUAUGUUAAUGUUCUAUGCUGGUUUUGUAAAUAACAUUUUUUUUUAACAAAGGGAAGACAUUCACAGAUGUAAAAUAAAGUAUGUUAAGUUUCCUAGGGAAAUCUGCUUUCUGUUUUUGGCUGCUGCUGUUUUGGAGAAAAAAAAACCUCAACCAACCAAACAAAAAACCCUCACUUUGAAAACCAAUGUUGAUUAGAUACAAAGGAUAUUUACAAGGAAAGACAUACAGUUAUCUGGUUAUUUCCAUGGCUCUUAACAGAAUCUGCCUGGAUCUCUCCACAGUGCUGCUGUUUGAGAUACUCAGUGAUAUUCCUGUUUUUGAACUAACUAGUGGUUGCCAUGAAGUAUUUGCACUUUUUCUG
Gymnogyps californianus (California condor) is the source of this 1212-nucleotide messenger RNA. RefSeq names its product mitochondrial ribosomal protein L32 (gene MRPL32). Bases 1 to 561 code for a protein of 186 amino acids. The transcript is spliced from 3 exons. Gene Ontology annotation, molecular function: structural constituent of ribosome. Gene Ontology annotation, biological process: translation. The record is from RefSeq and is a predicted model, not a curated record. Gene Ontology annotation, cellular component: mitochondrial large ribosomal subunit. Lineage: Eukaryota; Metazoa; Chordata; Aves; Accipitriformes; Cathartidae.